AUGGGCUCCAAUGCUUUGCUCCAGUAUGCAUUUAAGGACUCCGAGAUGGGAAAGCUCAGCAACCAUGGGCGGCUACUCUCCAGGUUUGGUGCUGGGGGGUUGUUAUGCCAUUUGAGCUUCAACCGUUGUUGCAUUAUUGCCAUUGUCGUCGCUCAGUUUCUACUCUCAACCCUCAGAAAAGGCCCAUUAGAUAAGAAGAGGCCCAAACAUUUCCGAGUCGCGAGUCCCUCCGCUGAACCUUGCGGUUGUUUCUGUGACUGUCUCUCUGGCUCUGCAUCCCAAAGAUUUUCUUCCGAUUGGUGGUGUGGGCCGUCCCAGCACACGUUGGGGGUUCACACCCCCACUCUGCCGCUCUGCUUGCCCUACGCCGUCUUCUUCGAUGUCGCUGCUUCUCUUAUCUUUGGAUUCUUCCCUGCUGGGCGCUGCGUCUUCUCCGUAAAGGUGCUCGCCCGCUUCCCUCUCUUCUGGGUUGGAAGGUUUCAAAUCAUAGCAAGGAAAAUGCUGAAGCUUGAUAAUCUGACCGAUAAGUCAGAUAAAGCCUUUACUGGCCCAGAAGGAAAAAAAGGGAUGGUCUUUACCUGAUGCUCAGGUGUGUUCCAUGCACUUGUCUCAUAUCAUACUCCAUGUUGGAUAACAUGCUCAGAAUCUGCUGAGAAUGGUGAGGUCAAUGCCAGUAUGUCUGUCACUGGUCUCAUAUAUAUAGUUGUUGGACUUAACAUAAUCCCUGGCAUCCUCAUGAGCGUUCAGGUUAUGCCUCAAUACCCAGCAUUGCAUGGCAUUAUUAGGGCAGUUUUGAUAAUAUCUGCCUUGAACUAGAAAAGGUCACUUUCAUUGCCAGCCCCAAAAGAACUUGUCUUUGUUACAUUAGGAAAUAUCUGGAAUCACUUAUACAGCUUA
This is a messenger RNA of Juglans regia (Persian walnut), 897 nucleotides long. RefSeq lists its product as uncharacterized. The transcript is spliced from 4 exons. The coding region runs from base 1 to 582 and encodes 193 amino acids. The record is from RefSeq and is a predicted model, not a curated record. NCBI's taxonomy places the organism in Eukaryota, Viridiplantae, Streptophyta, Magnoliopsida, Fagales, Juglandaceae. Gene Ontology annotation, cellular component: membrane.